Messenger RNA from Schistocerca gregaria, 4993 nucleotides. RefSeq lists its product as uncharacterized. The transcript has 3 exons. Gene Ontology annotation, molecular function: protein binding. Lineage: Eukaryota; Metazoa; Arthropoda; Insecta; Orthoptera; Acrididae. The coding region runs from base 42 to 938 and encodes 298 amino acids. The record is from RefSeq and is a predicted model, not a curated record.
CUGUCGACUCCUCUAAAGUGUGCUGCUGCUAAUUAUCAGCAAUGUUCACAGACAACGGCAAAUUGACCCUACUGCUGGUCUUAGUGUCACUGAGUGCUUCGGGCUGCAGAAUAAUGAAGUCGCUGUGCAAGCCGUAUCCUUCAAUGGAAUUUACGGACGAGGGAAUGCAGUGCUCUGGUAUGACGGUGACGCAGGUGCCGAGGUUGCUGAAUAACAGACUGCAGUUGUUGCUCCUGACGGGUACAGCCAUCUCGUCUCUGGACAACUCCACCUUCGGCGGCCGUGAGUUUCCGCAGCUGACGACCCUGAAUGUAACUCAGGGUAAUCUAUCCAGAGUCGGAGCCGACGCCUUCUGCACCCUGCCGGCGCUGACACAUCUGUACUUGUACAGCAACCGGUUGGAUAAGCUAGACGAGUUGAGUUUCACCUGUAACAAAUUUUUAAGAACCGUAGACUUGAAGGAUAACCCCAGCCUCCGUCACCUGCCACGACUGGUCAGCUCUUCCGUGGAACAUCUGUACCUGGACAACUGCAACCUUGCUACCAUGGACAUUGCUACCAUGGAGGGGAUGACAGCCCUGAAGGUUCUCUCUCUGGUGGAUAAUCGAGAGCUCCACUGCCAGUCCAUAAAGAGGGAGUUCAAGCAGGCUCGCCCAGAACUGCUGGUAAUCUGCGAAUGUUCUGCUGGAGAUCUCCCUUCCUCGACAUUACCUGGUGAAGAGGAAUGGACUUCCAAAAAACCUUCUACUGAGUCAUAUAUACCAGCAAUAGCCUCUACUGAUCCUCACAUAGUAGUUAAUAUAAUUUUUAAAACUUUUAUUAUAGUUAGUGUAACUAUUACAGUCUUAAUUAUUAUUAAAAAUUUUAUAAGUAAUCGUAAUCAUAAUACAAAUCAAAAUUCAAAUAACCAUAAAUUAUCAUUAAAAAUAAAUCUAUAAUAUGUAUUAUAAAUUACUAUUAAUAGUUGUUAUAAUAAGUAUUUUAGUUCUUUACAGUAGUUUAAGGUGCCACGAAAUUAUAGCUUUGAAAUUUGAAAUUAUUACUAUUAAUAGAAUUUCAGUUGUGCAGUGUGUGUACAGACUUCAUUCUAAACACACCAUCCUGUAAUCAUUAUUAAUAGCUACUGAAAGCAAAAGAAUGGAAAUCUUGCCAAAAAAUGUUAGCGUUUGUCACCAUUUUUUACAGCUGUCAAUAAAUUUACCGGUGCUAGCAAUUUUUGACAGGAGCGCCAUUCGUAAUAUUGGUUAGCCCUGUCGAACUGUGCCCAACAGAGAAACGUUUUCAUAUUUAUCAGCACUGAAAAUGGCAAAAUACAGCAAUUUUUCCAUCACAGAAUACAAAUAGGUAAAUGAUUAUCGACAGUUUCCUUUCCAUUGCCACUAUGAAGUUGUUGCGAUAGAAAAUCGUAGUCCAGCUGGGACUGUAAACUGCUGUCAGAAACCGGUAUUUUUAAAUAAAUGUUAAUUUCUGACAACAGUUUAAAGCCGAGUAGAAUCAUAGUUUUCAAAUUUAACCACACAGGGAAGGGGCCAGUCUCAUGCCCAUCGUAAGGUAGGAGUGAGUAGUGGUCAAUUAGUAAUAGUCGAAUUUAUAUUGUACUGUAUGGUAGCGAGUGACAGAAUUUAAUCGGUUCUAGGUAAGUUUACCGAAGAAAGCUCACUCACUCGUUUCAUUCGUUCUUUAACUUUCUUAGGAAAACUUACCCAGAACCAGCCAGGUUAUUCUAAUCUUCGAAAUUUUUUCACCUAUAGCUCACCUUUUUUUGAUAAAAACUUGACUUUUUUCUGAAAAAGCGUAAGUAAGAGAAAAGUUUAAUAUCUUCUGAAAAAAGUGGGCAUAAAGUUAUCCUCCAGAACUUAUUUAUCUAAAAUUCACCUCAUUAUUUCUUCUUUAACACCCAUGAGAUUUUUAUGAACUCAAUUGUUUAUGUUUAUUGAGGUAAGACCUGGUCACAAUUUCACGUUAAAGAUAAAUGUUAAAUAUUAACAUAAAACGUUAAACGUAACCAACCAGGACAUGUUGGUUCUUACUUGGGAUAGUACAAAAUUUCUAAUUCUGGUCGAAGAAUACUACAUUAAAUACGAACAAAUCCUUCUUUUUUUUAAAGAAUAUUGCUGUCUCUCUUCAUUUCAAUGAAUUUAUUUUUAUUGGAACCUUUAACAAUAUACACAUACAAAUUUUACCAUUUUGUUCACUCAAUAAAUACACAUAUGUAAACCUAUUUUGAUCUUUACUACAUAAGCAUAAAUUGUAUAAACUCCAUUGUGGGAAAAUCUCUCCAUCGUUGUUUAAAAUAAUUUUUUAUUUCUUCUUCACUUUCUAUAAUUUUUUCUUAGUUCUGCAAAAUAUUCUUGUGUUGUCUCUUUAAAGGCUAUGUAUUACCCAAAUAUUCCAGUUUUCUUUCUUGUGUGCUUAAGUUUUCUAAUUCUUGUCCUCGUUUUCUAGUAGACUCUAAAUGUAUCUUAUUAGUUUUUUUUAAUUUCUUUAAUUGAAUACCGAUUAAGUUUGCUUUGUGCAUUUGCCGGCCGGUGUGACCGUGCGGUUCUAAGCGGUACAGUCUGGAACCGCGCGACCGCAUUCUUGUUCUCGUUUUCUAGUAGACUCUAAAUAUAUCUUAUUAGUUUUUUUAUUUCUUUGAUUGAAUACCAAUUAAGUUUGCUGUGUGGAUUCGCCGGCCGGUGUGACCGCGCGGUUCUAAGCGCUAAAGUCUGGAACCACGGGACCGCUACGGUCGCAGGUUCGAAUCCUGCCUUGAGCAUGGGUGUGUUAUGUCCUUAGGUUAGUUAGGUUUAUGUAGUUCUAAGUUCUAGGGGACUGUCGACCUUAUAAGUUAAGUCCCAUAGUGCUCAGAGCCAUUUUUUUUACUGUGUGCAUUCAGUCUUUUCUACACACAUAUGGGAUAAUAUUAUUUGACUUUAUUAAUCCAAAUUCUUCGAUAUUUACUUCUUUGUAUAUUGCAGAAUAUGAGCUAUUGGAUUUAGAGCAAUAUCUACCUCCAGAUUGUAUAAAGCAUGUUUCUUUCACAGAAAUUACAUUCUCUGUCGCUUCAAAAAUUUCUGUACAAUAAAUGGGCAAAAAGCACAUGAAAUUAAUUUAAUCAGUUUUUCUCUUUCUUCUUUAUAAUCUCUUACAAUUUUUAUUUGUGUUUGUGUCAAUUUUUUCGCAUUUUUGCUACCCCAACAGACAUAUUGCAGUAGAUUUUUUGUACAUAAGCUAACAAAUAUUUGGUAACGAAUGUGUUAAUUUUUAGCACAUUUUGGAUAAUGAAACAGAAUAAAAAGGACCAUUCUCAAACUAUUCGCUGUUAUUUGUUUUUCAUUCUACACGGUCUGUUAAUGGAUCGAAUUCUUGCUCUUUUUGGGAAUCUGGGUUAAUAUAAUUGUAAAUUCUUCCUUCCUAUCUUGUAACUGUACUUUAUUUAGCUAAUUUAAAAGCAAAUGUUUUCUAUAAUGUACUGUCUGGACAAUUCAAAAAUCUAUAAUGUGACUGCCUAGCUGUUUCUUAACUCCUGCACAUCUGCUGUUCGUGGUCUAGUGGCUAACGUUGCUAUCUAUGGAUCACAGGAUCCUGGAUUCGAUUCCUGCCUGGGUUGGGGAUUUUCUCUGCCUGGAGAGUGCGUGUUUCUGUUGUCCCCAUCAUACCAUUAUCAUUAGUGAAAGUGACUCUAUUUGACUGUGUACAGGUUGGGAAUUUGUACAGGCACUGAGAGCCCCACAAACCAAACAUCAUCACAACUGCUGGACUUGUUAACUAGCAGAUUAAUUUGUUUCAGAUUUUCACUCUAUAAUUAGGAUUUAUCCAUAUUAAUCAGUCUUUUCCUACAGAAAUAUUGUUGUUAACUAUCAGACUACAUUAUUAUUUGUAUUUUACAUGCAAAUUCAAAUUAAAAUUAUUUGUUAAGUUUUUGAACAUUUCUUUUUGUUAAAAAUUCCACAAAAUCUUGUGUUAUGUCUAACUUUAAUGAAAAACAGUGUUCCUUAUAAAGAAUAGUUGAUCGGACUUGGCAUUUGAUAAUUCUACCUUGUAAGGAAUAAUAACUGGAUUAAGAUAUUGAUUUCUUAUAAUAUCUGUAUCUACAUUAAUAACUUGUUUAGCUUCUUUACAUGUUUUUAUAUUAGAGUCUGAAACAAGAGGUAACUUAGCUUUAACAGCAUGUUUAAUACAACAAAAUUUAGAAGGUGCUCCUCUGAAGGAACUGUUAAAUAAUCUGCAUACCUCUCUCUAAACUAAAAUAUUUUUAACCUAUGUCUUUUGUACCGUGUAUUAAGUCUGUAAUUUUAUCUAUCAUAAUAUCAUCACAGAAUGGUUAUGUAACUGGUAAAAAUUCUAAUUUUUUUCUCAUUGUGUGUAAUUAAUAUCCUCAAUGUUUGUAAGAAGAUUAUUAUUAUUUAUAUCAUAUGUGUGAAACUAUAAGCCAAGUCUCUCAUUAGUUGGUUUUGUUUUAUUUCCCAGAAGCUACUUUAUAAAGGAUUUUUAUUUGUAGUACACAUUUUAUUUUCUGCGUCCAUUUAUAGGGCUAAAAGAUAUUUGAUUUGUGUAAAAGCAGCUAGUCAUAAUUAUUAUUAAAAAAAAUACAAAAUUUAAUUUUUUCAAAUUGUAGCUGAAACUGGGUUAGAUGAGAGUAAAGUAGAGUAUUUUUUACCUAUUUGAUUUACUUGUCUUAUUUUUUUAUUCUUAGAUUUUUCUUAUUCUAGUUUUCCAAUACAUUGUUCUUUCUCUUCGACUUUCAAAUUAUUUUCAAAUAUUUGCAAGUUUUUAUUUUCUUACUCUUUUUUCUCUAGCCAUUUGCAAUUUAUAUUCUGUAUAUUUCCUUACUGAAGUCAAAACUUUAUCACAAGUCCAAUCUUGAAAUUUUUCAUCUUGUUUCAUUUUUGAUUUCAUGAAUAGAGAUUAUGGAACUGGUUGAUUACUGAAUUCAGUAUGUGGUUGCACGUUUGAAAUGUGUAAUUGAUGAUUACGUCUCAUCCCAUCAAAUAAAAUACAAUAAUGUCAA